Molecule: messenger RNA, 4227 nt
Organism: Gastrolobium bilobum
Lineage: Eukaryota; Viridiplantae; Streptophyta; Magnoliopsida; Fabales; Fabaceae
Product: protein FAR1-RELATED SEQUENCE 5-like
Exons: 10
Coding region: 1603-4020 (805 amino acids)
Biological process (GO): regulation of DNA-templated transcription
Molecular function (GO): zinc ion binding
Source: RefSeq, a predicted model, not a curated record
UCAUUUUUCCACUGCGAAGAGGAUCCAAAUCCAUUCUGAAGUAAUUUGUAACCGGUUCGAACCAACCAUUUACACAUAACACACGACCACUUAUUGUUCAGAAUCAAAUCAUCGAUCUAUCGGACUGUCAUGAACCCUAAGUUCACCGUCUCAAUCAUCUAACUAUAAUCCUCUUCAGUAUCGAAUCUCCUUGCAAGGCUGCUCGUUCUCAUCCAAUUGGUCACGGUGGCUGGUGGCUUAGCUUUCUGGAAGUGAGUAUUCAUGAGUAUAUGGACAAGAUGGGAUCAAUACCAUAGCUGAAAACAGGGCAGAUCUUGUUGCUUAUGGUCGUUUGGUCUUUGGCUAAUCCAGAUUUGCCAAAGAGAUUUGCGCUUGAUGCCCCUCUCAACAAGUAUAACCGGGAGACAUUCUACAUUCCUGAUCCAGUUAUUGGUUACACUGACUACCCAUUUCUUGAAUGAAGAACCUAAUGCUGUAGCAUCCAAGGCCACCUUACUGUUUACCAGAUGAAGGACCAUACGGGUUCGGUGGAGUGUGCAAAGAUUAUUCAUCAGUAAUAUACUUUGGAAAUCAUGCUCUUGUGUGUUCUCAAUUCUGACUUUGAGAGAACUCAGCUUCUGCAGGAAGAAGCUCAAUUACUUGCCAAACAGGCUUGAGGAAAUAUACAAGAGGUUGACUUCAUUGAUGUUGAUUCUGCAGAGUCGCGGGCAGCAUCUAUACUUGCAGUGAGUUCAUUAAUGAUAUGCAUCAUAAUUUAUUAGUGUCAUUAAUUGGAAAUUCUUCUUAUCUCAUUAUCCAUUUGGAGCUUGUUGAAUUCUGAUAUAUAACUUAUUUUUAUGAUAAUUUGUCUUUCACUUUGCCUUAUUUAUUGGAUAAAUGCCAUCAAUACAGCACUCAGAAAUAGCAACUUAUUAAAUAUUAGAAUGCCAAAGAUUUACCUUAAAACGUAUUCCAUUGAAUGAUAAUUUGAGAAAUAUGUAUGGUGUAUAAUCUUAAUGCUAUUAACUUCAAUUUUCUUCUAUGGACGAGUGAUUCUGAUUUAUACCUUUAAAUUGCAUCUAGGCAUCUUGCAAGUAAGUAGAACUGUAGAAUGGCUGUGUGUUGACAUCAAUAGGUUUUUCUUUAACAUUUCAUUUUUUUAUCUCUUCUGAAAAAUCUAAAAAGUACCAGAGAUAUUUUCAAGCUUGAACAUCUUCCAGAUCAGGUGCCAUGUUGUAUACCCUGGUUGUGUUGACAAAUUUCUCCGGAUGCAGUUCCACUCCUUGAGUGCAAGUGCUGGUGAAAAACCUUGCAAGCAACCAUAUUUGAUUUCUUGCAAAGAUUCUUUUACCAUUUUGACUGGAAAAUUGAGUGCAGCUUUAUGGCCUCUCAUGGAAAAUGCAGUUUGGUCAUAAGCUAAAGCAGCAGACUCUGCACUAUCAAAGGACUGAUUAUUUGACAAGAAGUUGAUUUUGCUUACAGCAAUAGAUCCUCAAUGCAACAAGCUUCAUCUUCCACUUCUGCUGAGCCGUAACAUUGGGGGAUUCAUCAGUGACACUUGAACGUUAUUGUUGUCAUCUCUUGAAUGCUAUUGAAGCGCAUUAAACAUAUUCCCAUAGAGGUAUGGAUGUUCUUUAUUCAGAACCAUCUUCAUUUAGUGAAAUGCAUACUUCAAAAAGUGAAUAUGAUGAUGAACAAAUUGUGUCACCAAUAAUUGUGACUAAAGAACAAGAUGGAUAUGAGCCAAAAAUUGGAAUGAUGUUUUCAUCUGAAGACGAAGCUUAUGAGUUCUAUAAUGAAUAUGCUAAAUUGACUGGAUUUUCUGUGAGAAAAUCACAAUAUCGAAGAUUAGCAAAUGGAACCAUAAGUCAAAGAACAUUUGUUUGUGGAAGGGAAGGAUAUAGAAGGUUGAAGGACCCUUUACAUGUGAACAAGGUAAAUAGGAGAGAAACAAGAACGGGUUGUCCAGCAAUGAUAUGCUUUAAAAUUGAGAAGGAUACUUGGAUAAUUUCUAAAUUUAUUCCAGAUCAUAAUCACGAUCUUGUAAAAUCAUGUGCACGAGCUAUGUUGAGAUCCCAAAGGCAUGUAGUUGAAGCACAUACUCAUAUGAUUCAAAAUAUGGACAAUGCUGGUAUAAAGCCAUGCGGUAUGUAUUCUUAUUUUGUUGAGGUUGCUAGAGGAGCCCAAAAUGCUGGAUUUUUAAAACAUGAUUGUGACAAUUUUCUACAAGGCAAAAGAAACAACACUCUCGAAGCAGGAGAUGCUCAAAGUGUUAUUAAUCAUUUCAAAAGUUCACAAGCAAAUGAUCCUUCUUUCUUCUAUACAAUACAAGUAGAUUGUGAAAAUCGCAUGACUAAUUUUUUCUGGAGAGAUGGCAUAUCAAGGACAGAUUAUAGUCACUUUGGAGAUGUAGUCAUUUUUGACAUAACCUACCGAACAAACAAGUAUAAUAUGGCUUGUGCACCAUUCAUUGGGGUAAAUCAUCAUAAACAAAGUGUUUUGUUUGGUUGUGCUUUCUUGUUAGAUGAGACUACAGAAUCAUUUGUUUGGCUAUUUGAAUCAUUUUUGGAAGCAAUGGGCGGGCUGCAUCCUAAAACAAUUUUUUCUGAUCAGUGUCAAGCAGUGGCCAAUGCUAUUAAAAGAGUUUUUCCUGAAUCUCAACAUCGACUCUGCUUGUGGCAUAUUAGCCAAAAUGCUAAAGAACAACUUUCAUAUUAUCUGAGACAACCCGACUUUAAGGUUCUAUUUAAUAGGUGUUUAUACAAUUGUGGAUCAGAGCAAGAGUUUGAAGAAGUGUGGGCCUGUUUGCUCACAAAAGUUGAUAUUUCAAAAUGCUCAUGGUUGAAGAAAUUUUAUGAAUUACGAGCAAAUUGGUGCCCAGCAUUUAGUAAGAAUUAUUUCUCAGCUGAUAUCUUAUCAACACAAAGAAGUGAGAGUAUGAAUAAUAUUUUUCGUACUGUUACCUGCAAGACAACGUCUCUUACCCAAUUUGUGCUUCGUUAUGAAAAAGUUUUGGAGCGCUGGCGUUGGUCAGAAUUGCAAAAAGACUUCGAGUGCAAUCAAUCUGCACCUCCUAGAAUAAAAAAUCUUGCGGGUAUAGCUGAACAAGGUGCUCGGGUAUAUACUCAUGUUAUUUUUGAAGAUUUCUAUGAAGAACUGUUUGAAUCUUUAGCUCUGGCAAUUGAAAAAAUCAAUGAAAAUGGUACUUUCUUCAGUUAUAAAUUGGUGAAGUCUGGUGAUGACAAACAAUAUUUUGUGACAUUUGAAUCUGCAAAUUGCUUAGUUGAUUGUUCUUGUAAGAAGUUUGAAUCAGUUGGCCUUUUAUGUCUUCAUGCAUUAAAAGUGCUUAACUUUCACAAUAUUUUUCACAUACCUUCUCAAUAUAUCUUGAAGAGGUGGAGAAAAGAUGCUAAAGAUGGUUUUAGUCCAAGUGAUAAUGAUAAACAAGCUUGUGAGUUUUUAGCACAAAAAAUUAAUCUGCGAAUGAGUCAAAUAAUGAGGAAAGCCAUUUAUUUUGCAACCAAAGGUGCAUUGACAAAUGAAGCAACCAAAAUGGCUGAAGAUCACCUAGAGCAUGGGAUAAAAAGCUUGGAGAGGAUGUUCAAAAACACUAAUUUGAUUGAUACAUUAACUAGCAAACCCACUGAAGUUGAUGAUAUGAAUAUUGAUGAAGAGCUUAGUAAAUUCAAUUCUAAAAAAGUGUUAGAUCCGCAACGUGUUCGAGCAAAGGGAGUUACAAAUGCUAGACUGAAAAGUCUAUUGGAGAAGAAAAGGUGCAAAAAAAAUAUAUCACAAGCUCAUAGUAACUCUCAGGGUGCUAAUGCAUCACUUCCCGAGUGUAAUCAUGCAGAUAAAGGCAUAGCUUCAAGUUCAAAAGACACAGAUUUUAGUACUUUUGCUACACCUCAAUUGGCUUUUUGUUUUCCAUAUCUCUCUCAAGUGGCAAGUGCUAAUACACCUCCAUCAAGUUUUUGUUUUCCACAUAUCUCUCAAGUUUCAUGUACAGAGCAAUCUUCUGCAAAUGGGCCAGACAAACCAUGAUUCAUGCUUUUGACAGAUUGGAAGAUAGAAGUUCGACUUUGUGCAUAGUUCUGCUACUGUCUUUGAAAUGUUUAAGAUAUAGUUCUGCUAUUGUCUUUGUAAAGUUUAAGACAGUUAAGCAGAACUUGUAAAUUUCUACUUUCUUUUAAUUAUAGUAAAAUAGAGACUCUGUUUCUUGACUGUGUUAUGAUGUGGAUGUUUCAACGA